This is a messenger RNA of Tarenaya hassleriana, 1228 nucleotides long. Its product is annotated as histone deacetylase HDT2-like. The transcript has 10 exons. Lineage: Eukaryota; Viridiplantae; Streptophyta; Magnoliopsida; Brassicales; Cleomaceae. Bases 96 to 989 code for a protein of 297 amino acids. The record is from RefSeq and is a predicted model, not a curated record.
CUCGCUUCUUCUCGCACACUUUCUCCCUCUGCUCGAAAGCCCUGAUUCCUCAUUUCUCCAUUUUUUUAAACUCUAUUUGUUCCCGAUUCUUAGUCAUGGAGUUCUGGGGAGUCGAAGUCAAAGCAGGGAAGCCUGUUAAAGUAGCGCCUGACGAGGAUGCCCUUAUCCACAUCUCUCAGGCAUCUCUUGGUGAGACGAACGGCAAAAAGGGAGGAGAAUCAGUGCCCCUGUUUGUGAAGAUUGGUGACAAGAAACUUGUUCUGGGAACCCUUUCCCAAGAAAACUUCCCCCAGAUCAGUUUCGAUUUGGUAUUUGAGAAAGAAUUUGAACUUUCUCACAACUGGAAGAAUGGGAGCGUCUACUUUAUUGGAUACAAAUCCCCGAACGUUGAUGAACAAGAUGAUGAGGGAUUUUUUUCGGGUUCAGAAGAAUCAGAUGAAGAGGAGAUCCCUGCAGCUAUAACUUUGAAUGGAAAGCCUGGAGUUGCAGUUAAGAAUGAGAAGGCGGAUGCUGCCAAGGCAGAGGCACAGCCAAAGGCCAAGGCUCCAGAAGAGAAAAAGAACGUAAAGCCUGAAUCAGAGGAUGAUGACUCUGACGAAGAUGAUGAAUCUGAUUCUGAGGAAGGAAUGGAUGUUGAUGACUCAGAUGACUCAGAGGAUGAAGAUGAGGACUCUGAGGAUGAAGAUGACGAGACCCCUAAGAAGGUUGAACCAACUAAGAAGAGGGUGAAUGAGUCUGCAUCCAAAACACCAGUCUCAGCUAAGAAGGCGAAGGCAGCAGUCACUCCGCCAAAGACAGGAGAGAAAAAGGGUCCACACACUGCUACACCGCACCCGGCAAAGAAGGGUGGGAAAUCACCUGUAGAUGCAAAACAGAGCCCAAAAUCCUUUGGUCAGAAGUCCUUCGGUUCUGGCAAGAAGCCGUUUAACUCAGGCAACAAGGGAAAGCAGUCGCACUCGCACAACAAGGGAAAGCACAGUGGCAAGUGAGCUGAACUGGUUUUUCAAUAGAAGAUAGUUUCUGUCUGCUUCAAAAUGAGAUAGUUCGUGCUCUUGGAUUUUGUUUUUUUUAUGAAACUUUCGUUUUUAUUUAAUUAAGUUUUCUUGGUGGUCGUAAUGGAAUGGACCUCUGCCACCAUCAUCAACAGGAUCAAAAUUUGUGUUUGUAGAAGAAUGCUGUUUUGGUCGGGGUGAUGAUUAUUAUGUUACAUUCUCUGAUUUCGAUCCAA